AUGGCUAGAAAUGUAGAAAAAGCUAAGGCAAUUCUCUCAAGAUGGUGCAGAUUGAAAAAAGAUAUCAGUAACACUACAAAUGGAAAGUAUAAGUCUUUUCCGAAAGUAUAAGAAUGUGUCAAUCUCUAAGAAUGUGAAUCGGAAAGAUAGGAAGUAUUGAAGGUAGUUUCGAAAUUGGUCAUGAUAUCUAAAAUGCCUGUUUUGGUGUGCAUAGAUUAGGGAAUUGAAUGAUGAAUUGAAUAAAGUUAUUCAAGAAUUGCGAUUAUGGGAAGAUAGAAUUAAAGAAUUAGGAGGACCUGAUUAUAGAAGAUUGGGUCCUAAGAUUUAAGAUAUUCAAGGCAUUGAAUUAACAGGAAAAAGAAGGAUAUAGAUAUUUUGGAGCUGCAAAAGAUUUGCCAUGAGUUCUUGAUUUGUUUUUCUCUGAGCCACUUUCUGAACCUAAAAAGUCAAGAACUAAUUGUAUAAGAUACUUCCUUUUUGAUAAAGUAGAAUACCUCUUAUAAUAAAUAUGGAAGUAAGAAAUAAGAAUUGUAAGAGAUUUUGGAAAAAGAAAGGAAAUUGAAAGGCCUAAGAAAAGGAAUUGUAAAGAUUAUAUAAGGCAAUUAAGAGUUAGUUAAAGAUUUCAAUACAAGGGAAGAAAUUUUAUAUUUUAUUAAAUACGAAGUUGAUAAAAGAGAUGAGAAUGAAGGAAGAGAAAUGUAAAUUAUAUAUUAAAUUUAGAAUAACAUUCCGAUUCUGAAGAAUAUGAAUGGGAUUAAUUGGAAUAAG
Paramecium octaurelia is the source of this 768-nucleotide messenger RNA. Lineage: Eukaryota; Ciliophora; Oligohymenophorea; Peniculida; Parameciidae. The record is from the annotation of a GenBank genome assembly.